GUGUUUUUGUAGAGAAAUCGUAGAAGUCACGGAAAAGAUUAUAAAACCAAAAAAAGUUAAAUUAAAAUUUAAGUGUAUAAAUUAAUAAACUAAAAACAAAAUGUCUAUAUAUUAUAGUGGAGCAUUAAAACGUUCACAAGGUAUUGUUUCGGCCAUUGGCAAAGAAUUGAAACGAGUAAAUCUAAAAGGAGUAAAACGCGUAACAAUCACAUUUGAUCCCUUUGCCGAAAAUGUUAAAGCAACGAGAGAAUUCUUGUUCCUAUUGUCUAAUCCCCGUGUGGUGGCCACAAAUCCCAAGUGUGUGGUAAAAACUGAUAUUGUAUGCGAUCGUCAACCAGCUGAAGUUAAAUUUUCUUUAAUCGAAAAGGCACAAGAACAAUUAAAAGUUAAAGACGUACGUUUCUUAAGCAACAAUUUAAAUACUUUGGAAAUCUUACAACUGUGUAAUAAACACGUGUCACCCUUAGCACCCGAGGAAGAGGAGAGAGGUAAAGUUUUAACUAAAGCUGAAAAGCAAAAACUAGCUGGUGGUGCUGGUGGCAAAAAAGCACAAAAGAAGAAGUAAAUCAAUCACAUUUUGCUGGGACACACAAGCAAA
Messenger RNA from Calliphora vicina (urban bluebottle blowfly), 598 nucleotides. It is a transcript of the gene mRpL53, whose product is annotated as mitochondrial ribosomal protein L53. The record is from RefSeq and is a predicted model, not a curated record. Gene Ontology annotation, cellular component: mitochondrial large ribosomal subunit. NCBI's taxonomy places the organism in Eukaryota, Metazoa, Arthropoda, Insecta, Diptera, Calliphoridae. Bases 101 to 565 code for a protein of 154 amino acids. The transcript is spliced from 3 exons.